Molecule: messenger RNA, 1243 nt
Organism: Durusdinium trenchii
Lineage: Eukaryota; Dinophyceae; Suessiales; Symbiodiniaceae
Source: the annotation of a GenBank genome assembly
AGUGCAAAAGAAGCCUGCCAAAGUGUGAUGCGGCCUAUGGCCCUGCUUGGCGGACGGUUCCACAAGCUCCACUGAAAGAACUUUCGAAGGCACGGUACUCAUGGCGCCAUUGGAGGAUUUGCACUCCAAAGACCUUGCAUGGAUCAGUGACUUCGUCAUGCAGCAAGUGGUCAUCAUGAUGCGUCCCAUGAUGGACCACUUGCAGCAAACAGACAACUCCGUGGACUAUGCCCAACGACAGGUGAACCGGAUUAGCAUGGACCUAGCCGAAGUCAAAGCAGACGUCGACCGGACCAACAAGUACCUUGCGAUAUUGCGGCAGGGCUUGGGGGUGCAAAAUGAGGGCAAAUGCGUAUUGCAACGAAGUCUGGAGUCAAAUACCCGGACUGUCAAGAGGCUGGAUGAGCAGAUGGAGAGUCUUUUGACCGUUCUGAGAGGAGUGGAGGAGAGUUUCUCCCAGCUCUGCACUGACUUCAGGGGUGCUAACACGCGCCAUGAGGAGCUCUCGCAGAAGGUCAGCGAGCACACGAUCACAAUCGAUGAUUUGCAGGCCAAAGUCGACCGCAUCGAAGCUCCAAAGGAUGAGGGCAUGAACGAGCCACGUAUCGAGGUCUGGCACCAGCUGAAGGAGCUCCGGAAUCAAAUCAGCCUGGUGCCAAAGCUGGAGGAGAAGGGCAAACCCCCCACUGCUCAAAGUGUGGGGGUGAGAGCUGAGCCUUGGCCAAAGAAGAGCUACGCCGCUGUGGAGGUAGCGACGCCAGGAAGCUAUGCAGCGAGCAGCCUUUCCGAUGCCACCAACACUGGUAGCAGCCACGCCAAACGCAUCAGCCGUGUCGGUAGCAGCUCCAGUCGAGCACAAUUACUGCCCCAGGAGCAUUUCACUUUGAGCGUGCCCAGUCGAAAUCCUCGAGUCUGGAGUGAAGACACAACUGAUGACCCCUCGGAGGAGGCGCAUGAGAAUGCCCGGCUGCCCAUGUUGGCAAGGCCCGUGGCGAGGCAUGUUGAUCGAAGUGGGGGCACGACUGAAGCGCCCCGCUUGCGCUUCACUGCCACCAUGCAGCCAGUGCAGCCCUCCAGGGGACCACCCUCCAAAUAGAGGAGUCAAUCAACGUCUUCGCUGGGUGCUCGAGCUUGGCCUUUUUUCGGAUGGGCUGAGCUGAUUCCACCGAUUUGGAGGAACUUCCAAAUGGAAGCGCCUCAAGUGGAUGCGGAGGAGCUUCCAAAUCUGCGGACAAAGAACAGC